CCCGACCCCGACCCAGCAGACGACGCGCCGCGCGCCUGCGCACGGCUUCCCCAUGUGUUCUCCAGCCGUCAGCCGCCCCAGCUGAGCAGCAGCAACGGACCUUGCUUGUCACCGGCGCGGCAGCCUCCACCGCCUGCUGUUGCCCUCCUCUCUCGGUGGUCUGUCAGCACAGCGCACGUCGCCAUGGGUAAGAGCCGGACGAAGCGCUUCAAGCGACCUCAGUUCUCCCCUACGGGCGACUGUCAGGCCGAGGCGGCUGCGGCGGCGAAUGGGACCGGAGGCGAGGAGGACGACGGGCCAGCGGCGGAGCUGCUGGAAAAGCUCCAGCACCCGAGCGCCGAGGUCCGCGAGUGCGCCUGCGCGGGGCUGGCCCGGCUGGUGCAGCAGCUGCCGGCACUCGCGGGCCUGGCGCGCCGAGACGCCGUGCGCCGCCUCGGGCCGCUGCUGCUGGACCCCAGCCUGGCCGUCAGGGAGACUGCAGCCGGCGCGCUGAGAAAUCUUAGUGCUUGUGGAGGUUUUGAAGUUUGUGAUGACAUGGUGACUAAGGAUAUCAUGACCCCUCUGGUUGUGCUGCUAAAAGAGUGUAGUGCUGGACUGGAUUCAAAUGAGAUGUCCCUGCAGGAGAAAAAAGACCAGAACAGAAAUUCUAUUGAGAACAUAGCCAAUGAGGCUGUGAACGUGCUGUGGAAUAUAUGUGAAUGCAGUAGUAGAGCAGUGUCUAUAUUCAACAAAGAAGGGUGUUUGGAGAUUGUGUUAAAGUAUUUAAGUAGGUUUCCUACCAAUGUUGACCUGGCUAUUUCAGUAGCAUAUUGUUUGCAGACAGUGACUGAGGAUAACCCAGAGCUGCUGAAGUCUUUCAGUGCUACAGCAUUGAACGUGCUGGAAUCAGCACUGCUUUCUCCUGUCAGUUCCAUGGAAUCCCUUCUAUUGAAGACAUUGGUAGCAGGCACAAUUUGGAAUCUAAAGGACAUUAUUCCAUGCAAGAGUCAAGCAGAAAUCAUAAAUGCCUUACUGAAGAUCUUAUCUGAAGUUUUGGGAAUGGAUGCUGGUGAAACAGUUAUUCAAAUGAAAGAGACUGAAACGCAAAGGUUAAAAACUGCUGCAGAGGCUGAGGAAAUAUUAGAGAACACUAAUGGGGAUGAUUUGAUUGAAGAUGAUGAAAUGGAAGGAAUUUCUCAUAAGAGAAAAAUUAGAAGGAAAACUUUCGUUUCAGAUUUACUUCCACCCACUGACAAGGAGCUGAGAGAGACUAUAGCAUUACUGACAGCUCAACAGACUGCUCUGGAAAUUAUCGUCAACAUGUGCUGCAAUGAAGAUCCCUCUGAUGAUGAAUGGGAAGAACUUUCUAGCAGUGAUGAAAGUGAUGCAUUUAUGGAGAAUUCCUUCAGUGAGUGCGGGGGGCAGCUGUUCUCUCCCCUCUGCCUCUCCCAUGAGGUUCACACUGCUCUCACCAACUACCUCAUCCCAAAGAAGAUUUUUGAGAAAACUGCCUUUCCAAACAGCAUUGCAGUUGACCUAUGUUCUAGGAACCCUACUUGGAAACCUUUAAUUAGAAAAAUGAACACUAUUCAGUGCAGAGCCCUCUUCUGUCUCCAGAGUCUUGUGUCCCUCCUGGAUGUGGAGCACCUGGGAGGAGCCACAGCCCUUCAGACGCUUGCACAGCAUCUGUCACAGCUGCUUUUUUCCCAACCAGAUUUUGCUAAACAUGCUGACUUUCUAGAAGCCAUAAGUAGUGCUUUGAGGGCCCUUUUGCAAACAAUGACCUCCAAGAACAUUUCCCAGUGCAUGCCUCCUGAUCAGCUGAUGACAUUAUGCAAAGCAGGCAUUCAUAGUAGUAAUGUCGGGGUUAGAGUGAAUGUCGUUAGCAUUUUAGGAAUCACUGGCAGCGUCCUUGCCAAAGAAGAUGGUACACUUGAAACUCUUAAGAAUAUUGGGUGCUUUCUGCUUGAGGUUACCACCAAAGAUCCUUCCCUUGUGGUGGUAGCAGGAGAAGCUUUGGAUGCCCUCUUUGAUGUUUUUGCAGAUGGUAAAGAAGCCGAAAGAGCCUCGAUUCAAAUUAAAUUAUUAUCUGCUCUGAAAGAAUUCCAGCUGGUCUUUAAAAUGAAGAUACGUAAAGAAGGGAGAGGUAACUAUAGCACAGAUCAGCUGUGUGUUCUUGACAAUGUGAAAAUGAAUUUGAGAAGAUUUAUUGCUUAUCAAGAAACUGUUGAGAAAAGACUGACUUCUUAAUCCCAAAAAGAAACAGUUCCUCCCCCAAACUAUUCAAUGCUCAGAAUACUAAAAGGUUUUCUUUGAAUGUAUAUGUUUCUAAAGGUCAUCUGUUAAUGCUUACAUUCUGUAUAUUCUGUAAAAACUUCAAAACCUGGCCGGGCGUGGUGGCUCACGCCUGUAAUCCCAGCACUUUGGGAGGCCCAGGUGGG
Rhinopithecus roxellana (golden snub-nosed monkey) is the source of this 2420-nucleotide messenger RNA. RefSeq names its product HEAT repeat containing 3 (gene HEATR3). The record is from RefSeq and is a predicted model, not a curated record. Gene Ontology annotation, biological process: ribosomal large subunit biogenesis; protein import into nucleus. NCBI's taxonomy places the organism in Eukaryota, Metazoa, Chordata, Mammalia, Primates, Cercopithecidae.